Molecule: messenger RNA, 3929 nt
Organism: Brassica napus (rape)
Lineage: Eukaryota; Viridiplantae; Streptophyta; Magnoliopsida; Brassicales; Brassicaceae
Product: stomatin-like protein 2, mitochondrial
Exons: 11
Coding region: 2358-3572 (404 amino acids)
Cellular component (GO): membrane
Source: RefSeq, a predicted model, not a curated record
GCUUAAUAUCUUGCGUAUUUUCUUGUGGUAUAUAAAACUAGUACGCAUGUUUUGAUGUGACUAGUUUUGUUACCUACAUUUAAUGGAUAAACAUCUCUUAUAUACUAAAGCACAAGUCACAUGACAAAUCAAAUUUUGACAAAUAGAAAAUAGUUUUUUAAAAGAAAAAGUAAUUGAUUGAAAAUAAAUUGACUUUGAUCCCUAAUUUUUAGCAAUUGUGUAUCACAAUAUUUCUUCCACGUUCAAACUCACUUGACACGAUUUCAAACUGUUUUCCUCUUUUAUAUAAUUUAAUCUCAAUUUCUUUUACUUCUUUUUCUAUCUUCUCCAGCAAAACAAGAGAUCUUUUCAUCUCUCUUAAAAGUUCAAUUUCAAUAUCGGGUCUUCAUAUCUUCUUUCUUUUCUUCUGCUUUUUUUCUUUCUUUUUCCUGCACAAUUUUUUAUUUUUAUUUUUAUUCUUCAUCUAGAUUAAUACUUAAAAGUCUAUUAACGACAAGAUUUUAGAUAGAUACAGUAGAAUUUUGGGAAGCAAUUGAUACUGCCUCUGGAAGUCACGGUUUGGAGAGAAAGAAUGGAGCAUACGAAAUAUUAUUCUUGUGAAAAACCUAUAACUACAUUCAAGGCCAGUGAUCUUUUGGUUGAAUCAAAGAGCAUAAGGUUUUGGCAUGACAAAGAAGUAUUCACUACUGCAAUUGAGUUCGAAGCUAAAGCUAUUGCUGAAAUAUCACGAAGCUUGCAGUUAUGAAUCCAAAGGUGAAUUUACUUUACUUAAUUGUUGCUAGACAAUUCUUUUAAUUUAUAAAAGGUAAACUAAAGUUGUAAAUUUUAAUUUUAUAAAUUCAUAACACUGUCAAAAUAAGUAAUAUGGGUUAAUUUUGUUUAGAUGUAUGCUUUUAAAAAAAGAUGAUAGGUAAAUUAACAUUUUUGAUCAAAUUAGGUAAAUUAACAUAAAGUGUCAAUUUUAAAAUAUAAAAAAAUUAGACCUUUCAAAAAACUAUAAAAACUAAGACCUUUCAGAAAACUAUAAAAAUUAAAUAGUAAAUUUAUAAGAUUCAUCAUAUCUAAAUUUACACUAAACUAAAUUAAGUAUUUGUUAUUCUGUACAAAAUUAUCAAAUAUUGUAUUUCAAGUAUAUUUUAUAUUUUGGUAUAUAUUUUAUUUAUUUUUGAUUUUUUUUACAAAACAUGUAUCCAUUUUAUAAUGAUAUAAAAGUUAUUGUUUCAUCCCCUUAACCGUUUUGUUUCAAUGCAUGUAUCUCUAAUAUUAUGUGCUACUAUUCAUAUAGUAUUUAAAACAAUAUUCACUCUUAUUGAAAAUUAUGACUAUCAAAUAAUUUUUUUAAAAGUGAAUUGACCUGUGCGUAGCACAGGUGGUAAUACUAGUUAGAAUAUAAUCUGAGUGCUAACUACUUGUAUGUUUCUAAGAUCGUACAUUGUUGUUGGUAACACUUCUUUUUUCAACUUUUUGUUCCGUUAAUUAAGGCACAAAGCAACCACAUGGUGAAAUCAAAAGCCCAAUACAAACCAACCCUUUCGAAAACCCAUCACCUCUUCACAAUCUUCUUCAGUUUCUGAAUGCAAGUGUUUCCUACAUUACGCAGAGAUACAGGAAACACUUAAAAUAUUUUUAUUCUGUAUUUCUUCGGAUAAAAAUUUGUAGAUAUAUUAUUGUUCAAUUUUUUAUAUAACUAUUAUAAAUGUUGGAAAACCGGAAAAUGCCAAUUUUUUAUUAGCUUAAUAAAGUUUUUAACUAAAAUCCAUACAUAAACCGAUAAAAGCGUUAUAACUAAUAACUCAACUUGAAAAAAUGAAGAUAUUAAGUACAUGGAGUAUUUAAUAUCUUCACUUUUUCAAACUCACUUUAAUUCGCAAUCAACCCAUUUUUAUUAUGAAACAAAUUAAAUAAAUAUUAUAAACAAACUUAGUCUACUACUGAACAGAUUAAAUAAACUGAUUAUUCCAUUUUGACUCUCAUUAAUUCAUAAUUAUAUUUAUGUAAAUAUAAUAUUAGAUUAUAAAAAGAUAAAAUAACAUAUAUUAUCAAUGUAUAAAAUAUCAUAAAAAAAUUAAAUAUCUUAUAGCAAUGUAGAAAAGUUAAACUUACAUUAACAAAACUCUAUAAUUAUUAUUCUAUUAAAUUAAAUUAUCACAAAAUUAAUUUUUUAAAGUAUAUUUCUGAGCUAACCGCCAACCAGAUCAUUAAGUCUUCUCUUUUCUUUGGCAAAAAGUUUGAAAUAUUUCCAAUUUUCUUUUUGCCUCUUCUCCACGUUACUUGAUAUCUAAGUAUAAAAGUUAUCAUGAGAAAAGAGAAGAAGAGAGUUUUACCUAGUUCCUUCCCAGUUACAAGCUACAAGGAUCAUGAACCAACUCGUAUCUUCACCAUCCUUCGGCCAAGCCGCCGUUAGGUCCCUCAACUACAUCCGUCCACUCUGCGCAGCUCUACCUCUAAUAUCAGCAGGACUCAACGCCGCCUCCAAGCCCGCCACCACCACCGUCCGCAAGUUCAGCAGCUCUCCCGUGCCUAAUAUCAACAGGCUUAAGCCUCCCGCUGCUCCUAUGACGCAACUAUCCUCCGCCGCGAGCGCCUUCGUCCGUAACUUCAGCAGCAACUCAUCUGCUAGUGCUGUUCUCGACAGAUUCCAAAUCACGCCCCAGACUAACUGGGGAGUCCGAAUCGUGCCGGAGAGGAAGGCGUGCGUGGUCGAGCGGUUCGGCAAAUACGUCAAGACUCUGGGGUCGGGGAUUCACUUCCUUGUCCCCGGUGUGGAUCGCAUCGCUUAUGUUCAUUCUCUCAAGGAGGAAGCCAUUCCGAUUGGUAAUCAGUCUGCCAUCACAAAGGAUAACGUCAGCAUCAACAUCGAUGGUGUUCUAUACGUCAAGAUAGUGGACCCUAAACUAGCUUCUUAUGGUGUUGAGAAUCCAGUUUACGCUGUUGUCCAGUUGGCUCAGACUACAAUGCGUAGUGAGCUCGGUAAGAUUACACUUGACAAGACCUUUGAGGAACGAGAUACUCUCAAUGAGAAAAUUGUGGAAGCUAUCAAUGUUGCUGCAAAACAUUGGGGUCUUGAGUGCCUUCGUUAUGAGAUAAAGGAUAUUAUGCCUCCUAAUGGAGUGAAGGUUGCUAUGGAAAUGCAAGCUGAAGCUGAACGUAGAAAGAGAGCCCAGAUUCUUGAGUCUGAAGGAACACGUCAAGCCCAUAUCAACAUAGCUGAUGGUAAGAAAAGUUCUGUAAUCUUGGAAUCAGAAGCUGCAAAGAUGGACCAAGUCAAUCGAGCAUCAGGUGAAGCAGAAGCAAUAUUAGCUAGAGCACAAGCCACAGCCAGGGGUCUGACCAUGUUAUCUCAGUCCAUCAAAGAAACUGGUGGAGUGGAGGCUGCGAGUUUGAGAGUUGCGGAGAAAUACAUUGAAGCUUUUGGCAACAUCGCUAAGGAGGGUACAACAAUGUUGCUUCCGAGUUCUGCUGAAAAUCCUGCAAACAUGAUCGCUCAAGCUUUGACAAUGUACAAAAGUCUCGUCCCCAAGAGUGCUCUCCAAGAAACUUUAGCAGUGGAAUCCUCUGACGUGGUUACCUGAGCUACACAUUUCACUAGAAGCCAUGGUAGCUGAACUAGGAACUAUAAUUAUUUUUUGACCUGUGAGAGACAGUUAUCAACUUAUCUAUACCUUAGUGUCAUUUUUUUCGCAAACAAGAAAACAUAUAUAAACCCUAACCUCCUAAGGGGUUUUCACCAGAUUUAGUUGGCUUUUUUCUUGUUGUCUUUAAUUUUUAUUUUAGUAUCAAACUCUUCUUCUGUUUUUUUUUGGUUGCUAUCGUCCUUUAAGUUUCAAGGACGAUCUCUAAUUAUAAAAACAAUCAGAACCAAAUCAAUUAAGUUUAGAGAAAUGAAACUCUUUGUCCUCAGCGAGAACAGGCACCUUCUUGGCCGCACU